This is a messenger RNA of Caenorhabditis bovis, 459 nucleotides long. NCBI's taxonomy places the organism in Eukaryota, Metazoa, Nematoda, Chromadorea, Rhabditida, Rhabditidae. The record is from the annotation of a GenBank genome assembly.
AUGUCGACUCGGCAUCAAAAUUUCAAAUGGCUAGAUGCCAAGGUGUCUCGAAGCUUCAUCAUUUUAUUGCCCUUCUUCCUCUUCUUCAAGGCAACAUCGUCGUCGUCGUCGUCGUCGUCACAUGUGCGCCUUCGACGAGCAAAUGUGAGAAGACAGCGGCGAACUCGCGAUAUUCGAGUGGCUCGAUCGACGAUGCUCGACGUUAAUAAUAUUAGCCAAUUGAGUGCCGGCCAUCUACCGUCGCAUGAGUUCUCAUCAUUCCUCAUCGUUCUUCUCGUCUUCAUAAUUUUUCUGCUAUUCUUCCUCACAUGCUUCAUGUUCAUCACAUUCGUGCGCACGAGGCUCAAAAGACGGGAUACAAAUCUAAUUGCGAGAAGCGAGACAUCGGAGACCAUCAUCGAGUCGACGCUCAUCAACAAUAAUCAUCUUCAAUCCUACAACACGAUCGACUCAAUUUGA